AUGAAGAUCAUUUUAUUGGUUUUUUUGAUUGGAACUACAUUUGCAAGAGAUGAAAGCUUUUUUGCUUAAUUAAGAAAUAGUGAUUUUGGAAAAACAAUCAUCUAAACUCUUUAAGUCUAAUUAUCUUAAGAACAUACAGCAGAUACAGUUGUUCAUCUUCUAAAAUAAAUGAAAGAUGAUCUUAACAAUGAAUAAAGAGUUGAAGAUGAUGAAAUUAAUGGAUAAUUAAAAACAUGUUAAGAUGCUUCAAGUGCUGCAACAGCUGUUUUAACUAUUGCUAAAGAACGUAAAGCAACAUCAGAAGAAAGAUUACCAUUACUUUAAUAAGAAUAAAAUGAUAAGAAACAACAAUUAUUUGAUAAAUAAGGAGAAGAAUAAAGAAAUUUAGAUAGAAUUAGUGUAUUAUAGGAAGCGAGAAAUGUUUAAAGAGUAAAUUAAUUAUAAAAUUUAAUUAGCAAGAAUUUGAACAAAGAAGAGAUGAAUUAGUAGGUUUAGUUUCUGCACUUUAAGAAGCUAAAAAAAUCUUAUCUUAAGGUAUUNUAGAGAAUAAUAAUGUAAAUAAAUAUAAUAUUUUUAGAAAUCGCUUGAAUAAAAAAUAAAAUAAUUAAGAGAGAAAAUAAAGAAUUUAGAAUCUGAGAAUUACAGAGUCAGAAAGUAAAGUUUCAUUUUAGAAGCAGAAAAUAAGGAAGCAGUUGAGAAGAAUAAAAAAUUAAAUUAAUAAUUGAUAAAUCUAACAGGUUCAUUGAAGUCAUUAAAAAUGAAUUUUUAAUAGUAAAUAUCUGCUAAGAAAUCUUUAUCAUUGUCUAAAACGAAAAGUGCAGUUGUAGCUGAUAAUAAAAUAAUAUAAACACUUGAAAAGGCUUCAAGAAGCAUAUCAGUAUUAUUAUCAUAGAAUAGUAAGACUGAUUUAAGCGUUAGUCCAUCAAAAGUUCAAAAGACACUUCCUUCAGAUUUACUUCUGGUAAAACAAUUAGAUUAAUAAAUAUUAGCCAAAUUUUUAAGAAAAUUCAGAUGAGGAUGAGGAAUAUUAAGAAGAAGGGGAAGAUGGAUAAGAAGAUGAAGAUUAAAUGGAUGAUGAAGAAGUAGAUUCUGAAGUACCAUCUGAAGAAGAUGAAUCUGAGGGAUAAGAUAUAUAAUAACCUAGAAAAGAGUCAUCAAUAUCAAUGAUAUGA
Paramecium sonneborni is the source of this 1172-nucleotide messenger RNA. The record is from the annotation of a GenBank genome assembly. NCBI's taxonomy places the organism in Eukaryota, Ciliophora, Oligohymenophorea, Peniculida, Parameciidae.